Exophiala dermatitidis NIH/UT8656 is the source of this 921-nucleotide messenger RNA. RefSeq lists its product as uncharacterized. The coding region runs from base 1 to 921 and encodes 306 amino acids. Gene Ontology annotation, cellular component: mitochondrion. The record is from RefSeq and is a predicted model, not a curated record. The transcript has 2 exons. Gene Ontology annotation, biological process: mitochondrial respiratory chain complex I assembly; mitochondrial electron transport, NADH to ubiquinone. Lineage: Eukaryota; Fungi; Ascomycota; Eurotiomycetes; Chaetothyriales; Herpotrichiellaceae.
AUGCUCCUGCCCACAGCCAGGCGCUGUGCGCCGGGCUUCUGGAAGAAGACUGGUCAGGAAUUCCAGAGAGCGACCAAGUUCGCCCUGAAUCUCGAGGGUCUGCAACUACCCACUGCCCCAUACCCUAUAUUUGAUUUCGCAGACCCAGAAACCAUCAGCACCUUAAAAACCAUGACCGAUCGAUCAGUGGGCGGCUUCUCGACCGCAGAGUUGACACAGAUGCCCGCCGACACCUCCUCACACCCUCCUACCCCGGCGCAUGUACUGUUUCGUGGCAAUAUAUCCACGAAGCUUCCUGCAAACCGACCGGACGUCCAAAGAACAGGAUAUGCGGCGUGGCGGAAUAAGGAUCGUGGGCGCACACUCUUCGGCGAGCUUUUCUGGAAUGUCGACUCUUACAUGUACCUGGCGCUACGGGUGAAGAGCGACGGAAGGAAAUAUGUUGUCAAUAUUCAAACUGAUUCGAUUGUUGAAUCAGAUCUACAUCAACAUCGACUGUAUACGAAAUAUCACAAGGGCGCCGAAGGACCAGAUGAUCCCGGUCAGUGGGAGACUGUUUGGAUCCGGUUGCAUGAAUUUGUUCGCACCAAUCAUGGUGUCGUCACCGAGCCGCAGUCAGAAAUGUUGCGACAGAAAGUGAAGAGCGUUGGGAUCGGACUCCUUGACAGGAAACCGGGUCCGUUUGAACUCGGGAUUGCAGCUGUGUGGGCCACGAACCUGAAUGAGAGGGGCCAGGUAGACGGGCGAACGGGUUGGGAAGAAGGGGAUCAAGGGAGUGCGAGACUGAGUGAAGUGACAGAAGAGAAGCUUGCACAGAAGCUUGAAGAGAGGAGAAACCUACCACAGGAAAAGAAAAGCUUCCGAGAGAAAGUGCCACAUUUUGGUAAAGUGGGCACGAACGACAGAUCCGCCGUAAGAUGA